This is a messenger RNA of Bactrocera neohumeralis, 2190 nucleotides long. RefSeq lists its product as uncharacterized. The record is from RefSeq and is a predicted model, not a curated record. Bases 1776 to 2060 code for a protein of 94 amino acids. Lineage: Eukaryota; Metazoa; Arthropoda; Insecta; Diptera; Tephritidae. The transcript has 3 exons.
UUAACAACGUUAGACACAUUUCCAACAGCAACAAAAAUAAAAGACAUUUAUUUUUAUUUUUAAACGAAAAAAGUUUUGGUUAGCCAAAAAUAUACCUAAAACAUUGAGAAAUUCAAAAACGAAAGCCAAUCGAUUUGUUUAAAAACUUAAACUUGAAAGAAAAAGAGUUGCGCACAAAAUUUUAAAAAUUUGUUAAACCCUAAAAAUUAUUUCAAAUAUUAAACCCGCGUACAACAACACAAAAUUUAACUAAAACCAAACACAACCACCAACAAGCCGUCUUCAUAAAAUUAUUUCUCUAUAAUUUUGCCUGCAUAUAUGCGUACACGCAUACACACAAAAAGCGUUAAAUAAAACUGCGUAUAAUUCUAAAAUCAAACAAAUUAUCAAAAGCACCAGAAAAGUAAGAAAAGUGACGCUUUUACCCGAAAACCUACCAGAAAGUUACCAAAAACCACAAAAAUUCAAUGAAUAAGUGAAAAAAAAUCUGAAAGUAGCUUAAUAUUCACAGCGAAAUGUGUGUGAGAAAGCACAGCAGUGUGUGAAACAUGUGCAGUGAAGGGUAAAAAGCCGAAAUUGAUGAAAAGAAAGCACAGAAAGCAAGUGGGAAAACAGCAAAAUAUAUGGAUAAAAAUCAGUAAAUAAAAAUAUGUUUAUAUAGCAGUGUUUAAAUGUGUAAAUAGUGAGAGAGAAAUGGCAUAUUAUAUUAAAUGCUAUACAAUUUAAAGUGAGUAAAGCGGGUGGAACAUAAAAAAAUCUUAAAAAAAGGUAAUAAAACAAAGUCCAUUAAGCGAAAUGCGCGCCUGCAGCAUGUGUCACCAAAAGCUUUGGGCGUAAAAUACGGCAAUUAAACGCACACCAACGCACAGAAGUGUUAAAACCAGAUUUUUUCUUAAUACAAAAAUUAAUUAAUUCAAAAUAAAACCCCGCAGUCGGAUAUAAAGUGCAUUAAAUUGGCGCUUAAAGUGCGAAAUGGUGAAAACAUAUCAACUAUUUGCAAGUUGAGACAACAGCGCAAGGACGCAGGUUACUCAUACGCCCGUGCGCUUUUUCGAAUGUUUAUGAGAAGCUAAAUUAAAGUGACUUUCUACAAAUAUAACUAAAUGUUAAAUGACCGACAGUGUUACGGGCAAUGAUUGUGGUGCCAUUUGAUUGCCUUUAAAUGCCAACAUGAGCCCACAGCGCUAAAGGCAGAGUGAUGAGGGAAGCUUGAACUCCAAUACAGGCUGUCACAAAUGCCGGCAGCGACAGCAGGCAGCAGCAGCGGGCGACAGCUUAACCAUAAUCCGGUGAUAAUAGCACAAAAAGUCGUUAGUGAACUUUUGCCAACUGAAGGAUAUAAAUAAAUAAACGAAACAACAACAAAACCCAAAAAAUAGAAUAAAAAUGAAAAAAAAAUAAAUGAAAAUGAAAAAAAGUGACAAAAUGACAAAAAAGUGAUAUAAAUGCAAAAAGUGCUAUAAAAAUACAACAAAAAAAUACAACAAAACAAAUGCAUAAAUAAUGUGAAAUACAAAGCUUGACAUUUAAGCGCCCAUAAGCUGCAAUCAACCAACCCACACUAAAUCCUUUGCACAUGCAUAUCACUCGUAGCUACCAAAUCACUUGAUUGCGCCGAGCAACCGCAGCAGUGACCGUGACUUAUGUGCAUUUGUAAGCAGUUGCUUUAAUUAUACAUAUAUCUACAUCUAUAGAGUGCUGUGUGUUGCCUGGUCUUAAGCGCUACGCAUACACACUCGCACGCUCGCUUGCACCCAUUCGUAGUCGCACUCGCAAUGAGCCACCAGUUUCAAGUGAGCUACACCGCCCUUGAGAUGACCGACGACAAUCAUCAUGCUUCCUCCAUGCCAUCGGUGGUGUCAUCAUCGUCGCCGCGCACAGCGCGCAAUGUCAAUUUUCACAGCGAAAUCAACGAUACACCACCCACACCGCCGCCCGGUUAUCCGCCGCAACAAUUGCCGCCGGCACGUCGUACCUCGAAGUCGUUCUUUCAGCGGCCGCGUUCGAUGUCCGCUUGGAGUGAUAUCAGUCGCAGUAGUAUGCGUUUGGAUGAACGGUAAGUGAUUUGCGAGCGUCGGGAUUACAUAAACUUAUGCCAUGUACCUACCAAUAUAAUAUAUGCAAGGAAGGCUUAUGCUGUACUCUGUAUGUGUGUAGGUAAGCGAUUGGGUUAACAUAAUGACGUGCAAA